Babesia microti strain RI is the source of this 1011-nucleotide messenger RNA. Its product is annotated as WD domain G-beta repeat. The coding region runs from base 1 to 1011 and encodes 336 amino acids. Gene Ontology annotation, cellular component: cytosolic [4Fe-4S] assembly targeting complex. The transcript is spliced from 4 exons. Gene Ontology annotation, molecular function: protein binding. Gene Ontology annotation, biological process: iron-sulfur cluster assembly. The record is from RefSeq and is a predicted model, not a curated record. NCBI's taxonomy places the organism in Eukaryota, Apicomplexa, Aconoidasida, Piroplasmida, Babesiidae.
AUGAUUGAGAAGAUCAGCAGCAUCUACACAAACGCCUCGAAUUCGGAUAUUAUCUGGACUUUGACUUGGCGCCCAAAUUAUACUCAAAUCUAUUAUGCCAUUAAGAACCACAUUUACUUCUUUGACUGCGAUCUUGAAGGCAAUAAUGACGACAGUAAGCACAUAAGACUGGACAACAAGCAUAAAAAGUCAAUAAGGCAUAUAUCAUUUUCAAAGGAAGGAAAUUUACUCUUAUGUAGUUCAUUUGACAGUACUUGUACGAUUUUUCAAUGGAAAAAUGCUGAGUGGGAACAUGUGCAAACACUUCAAGGGCAUGAAAGUGAAGUAAAAUGCAUUUCUAUUCAUAACAAUUGUAAAUAUAUUGCAACUUGUGGGAGAGAUAAGGCAAUAUUGGUGUACGAACAGUCAAUUUAUGAUAGCGAUGUUAGCGUUAUGAAUGAUAUGUACUAUUGCUCUACCAUAUUAACAAGUCAUUCACAAGAUGUAAAAUGUGUUAUAUGGCAUCCGAAAGAAGAAUUGUUAGCAUCCUCUUCCUACGACAAUACGAUUAAAUUGUGGGGAAAAUGUGAAGAAUGGCACUGUAUACAGACUUUAAGUCACCACAAAUCCACAGUUUGGAGUCUUUCAUUUGAUAGUAGUGGCGACUCGCUGUGUUCAGCAUCGCAAGACCAAUCAUUGAAUGUAUACGGUAAAAAUACUAACAAUUCAUCAUAUGAAUUGUUAGUAUCCAUCGAUAAUCUACAUGAAUUUGGAAUUUAUUCUGUCGAUUGGCAUCCGAAACUGGAUAUAAUAGCCUCUGGUGGUGCUGAUAACAAAAUAACACUAAUCACCAGAUCUUCCAAUGGUCUAUGGAAGACAACUGAUAAAAUGGAAUAUGCACACAACGGUGAUGUUAAUUGUGUGAUGUGGAAACAGAGCGAUUGUGAUAGAAGCACUGCAAAUGUAUAUUUUUUUGCUUCCAGUGGGGAUGAUGGUAUGAUAAACAUAUACAAGUACACUCACGUCCAAUAA